Messenger RNA from Heteronotia binoei (common prickly gecko), 1219 nucleotides. RefSeq names its product layilin (gene LAYN). The transcript is spliced from 7 exons. Gene Ontology annotation, molecular function: hyaluronic acid binding. Bases 1 to 1191 code for a protein of 396 amino acids. The record is from RefSeq and is a predicted model, not a curated record. Lineage: Eukaryota; Metazoa; Chordata; Lepidosauria; Squamata; Gekkonidae.
AUGCGGUGGAGGGCGCUGCUCGGGCUGCUGCUGCUGCUGCUGGGCGGAGGGGAAGCCGCCUUCGGGCCGCUCCGAGGCGUUUGCUGCCUCCUCCUGCUCCUCCCAGUCUCCAUUAAAGAGGCUCCUUUCUCUUCCCUUUCCGCAGGGCAGGCCAUCUGCCGGGGCGGAACCCAGCGUCCGUGCUACAAGAUAGUGUACUUUCACGAUGUGUCGCGCAGGGUGGGCUUUCGGGAGGCCUUUGAGGCAUGCAGAAGAGACGGCGGCCACCUGGUGAGCAUCAAGUCUCAGGCGGAGCAGAGACUGAUAGAGACAAUCAUUGAGCAUCUCUCAGCUUCUGAUGGGGAUUUCUGGAUCGGGUUGACAAGAGAAGAGGACCCCGACAACAGCACGGAGUGCCCAGACCUGUACUCCUGGUCCGAUGGAAGUUCUUCUGCCUUUCGAAACUGGUACAUAGAUGAGCCUUCCUGCGGAAGCGAAAUCUGCGUCGUGAUGUACCACCAGCCCUCAGCGCCUCCCGGGGACGGCGGCCCAUACAUGUUUCAGUGGAACGAUGACAGAUGCAACAUGAAGAACAACUUCAUCUGCAAAUACUCUCUGGAAAAACCAACCGUCGCUUCUGAAACGAACGCCUCUCAAGCAGAUGUCGUAACGGAGCCUUCGAUGCUCGCACCCCCAGAAGAACCCAUUAAAGAAGACGUAAAUAAUAUGACCGUCAAAGAAGCCAAAGAUCCCCUUUGGAGCCUCGCCUACAUCCUGGUACCUAGCGUCCCUGCCUUGCUCCUCCUCUUGGUCACGGUAGCCAUAUUCAGCUUCUGGCUCUGCGCAAGGAGGAGACGAGAGCGAAUGGAAGCCGACAUGAAGGGGCAGGACACCUGGCUCUCUCCCAACAGGCAGAUCAGCCCCAGUCUGGAGAUCUACAACGUCAUUAGGAAACAAUCGGAAGCCGAUCUGGGCGGGACCAGACCAGACAUUAAGAACUCUUCGUUUCGGGGCCGCUUAGGGGACGACGCUCCCGACGACCUCUCUGGAGACUAUGACAAUAUGGCUGUCAAUACCUCAGAAAGCGGCUUUGUGACAUUGGCCAGCACGGAAAGUGGUUUCGUCACCAAUGAUAUCUACGAACUCUGCAAUGACAGAGUAGGGCGAAGCAAAGAGUCCGCUUGGGUCGAAAACGAAAUCUACGGCUACUGAAGAUCAAAUUUGGGGACGCUGACCAAAG